Akanthomyces muscarius is the source of this 1374-nucleotide messenger RNA. RefSeq lists its product as uncharacterized. NCBI's taxonomy places the organism in Eukaryota, Fungi, Ascomycota, Sordariomycetes, Hypocreales, Cordycipitaceae. Gene Ontology annotation, molecular function: magnesium ion binding. Gene Ontology annotation, biological process: inosine salvage; nucleotide metabolic process; nicotinic acid riboside biosynthetic process. The transcript has 4 exons. The coding region runs from base 1 to 1374 and encodes 457 amino acids. The record is from RefSeq and is a predicted model, not a curated record.
AUGACGACCAGAUACCGCGUGGAAUAUGCGCUCAAGACGCACCGCCGAGACCAAUUCAUCGAAUGGGUCAAAGGUCUCCUCGCUGUGCCGUUUGUUCUCUACUCGCAGCCCACGGGCAUCGUCGGGGAUGGCACCAGCAUCGCCAAGAUGUCGGAGGAGGCUCAUCGCCGCUACGCCGAAAUCAUGCACGACGUGGAAAUGAUGAUUGAUGACCACAUUGCCCGUCAAAACCAAGACUCCCGCAUACCAUCCAAACUGGGGAUGCUGGUCCCAACGGCCGGGCCAUUCUUCACCAGGCUCCCGCUGGAGGCGGCCUUCAAGUACCAGGACCGCAAGCGCUACAUUUCUUGCCGCCGGUACGUGGCGCCCUCGUUCAACGACGUCCGCCUCGUCCUCAACUCGGCCCAAAUCAUGGCCGUGACCAAUGGCACCCUGCAGCUGGCCACCUUUGACGGUGACGUGACGCUGUACGAGGAUGGUCAGAACCUGGAGCCCAGCAGCCCCAUUGUGCCUCGCCUCAUGCACCUCCUGCGCAACAACAUCAAGAUCGGCAUCGUCACCGCUGCCGGCUACACGACGGCCGACGGCUACUACGGGCGCCUGCACGGGCUGCUCGAGACGAUUGCCGCGUCGACGGAGCUGGACCCCGUGCAGAAGCAGAACCUCGUCAUCAUGGGCGGCGAGGCCAACUACCUCUUUGAGUACUCGCAGUCGUCGCCGCACCGCCUCGCGCCCGUGCCGCGCGCGCAGUGGCUGACGCCCGAGAUGGCCGGCUGGUCCGAGUCGGACAUUUCCGCGCUGCUCGACGUCGCCGAGACGGCCCUGCGCGACUGCAUCCGCUCCAUGAACCUGCCCGCGCGGCUCAUCCGCAAGGACCGCGCCGUCGGCAUCAUCCCGGACCCGCCGCACGUGCAGAUUGCGCGCGAGAGCCUCGAGGAGACGGUCCUGGUCGUCCAGCGCAUCCUCGAGAUCGGCAGCCUGGGCCUCCGCGAGCAGGCCGCCGCCGCCGCGAGCAAGAUUGGCGGCGGCGCGGGCGCGGCGGUGUCGCCGUCUGACAAGCGCGGCGUGCCGUUUUGCGCCUUCAACGGCGGCCGCGACGUCUUUGUCGACAUUGGCGACAAGUCGUGGGGCGUGGCCGUGUGCCAGCAGUGGUUCGGCCGCCGCGGCGACGUCGACGCCACGGGCGCGUCGGCGGCGGCGAGCACCGCCAUCAAGGGCGAGAACACGCUGCACGUGGGCGACCAGUUCCUCAGCGCCGGCAGCAACGACUUCAAGGCGCGCAGCGUGGGAACGACGGCGUGGAUCGCGAGCCCGUCCGAGACGGUCGAGCUGCUGGACGAGCUGGCGGAUCUGACGCAGAAGAAGCUUGCGUAG